ACAAGCCGUUCGGCCACGCUACUGUCUCUCCAAUCCUCAGGAGACUGAAUGAGAGCUUCCAGGAACAUGAGCACUUCCCCCACUUGAGACUGCACAACACUUUCUUCAGUCCAUGGAGAAUAGUCAAAGAAGGUGGAAUUGAACCAAUCCUGAGAGGUGUAAUUGGAACUAAAGCACAAGCUGUUAGGGCAAACAUGUUGUUGACAGAAGAGCUAACAGAGAGGCUGGACGUCCUUAACGUGCCACAGCACAUGGACCUGGCUUCGCUGAACCUGCAGAGAGGAAGAGAUCAUGCUCUCCCAGGAUAUAAUGAUUGGAGAGCAUUCUGUGGACUGAAGCGCAUUAAGACACUGGAUGAUUUCAAGGAGGUUGUGAGAGACUGGAGGGCUGCUGAGAAGAUAUUAAAAAUAUACAAACAUCCUGACAAUAUUGAUGUAUGGCUUGGAGGGCUUGUUGAAAACUUGCUGCCGGACUCAAGAAUCGGUCCCCUCUUUGCUUGCCUGAUAGGAAAGCAGAUGAAAGCGCUUCGUGAUGGUGAUAGGUUUUGGUGGGCAGCUGAAGGUAUGUUCACCCAGCAACAGAAGGCUGAGCUUUCAAAAGGUUCCCUGUCUCGUAUCAUCUGUGACAACAGCGACAUAAGGGAAGUCCUUCCUGAUUCUUUCAGGUUUGGGAAAUACCCAUCUGAUUACAUCUCUUGUGAGCAUAUACCAUCAAUGAAUUUGGAAGCCUGGAGAGAGGAGAAGAGCCGAGACUUAGAACAGUGUGGCGCUCCAGGAGAAAUAAAGAAUGGGGAUUUUAUUUUGUCCUCUACAUCUGGCAGACUGGUCGCUCUGUACUCCUGUUACCAUGGUUUCAAGUUAAAGGGUGCAACAGCAAUAGUUUGUGAGGGAAAUCGAUGGAGUGAUCAAUCCCCACAAUGUACAGGGAAUCAGUAAGUUGUUGACAAUGCAUCGGAUCCAGAAAUACGUCAUUGUAUUAUAACCAAGCUCAGGGAAAC
Molecule: messenger RNA, 997 nt
Organism: Micropterus dolomieu (smallmouth bass)
Lineage: Eukaryota; Metazoa; Chordata; Actinopteri; Centrarchiformes; Centrarchidae
Product: thyroid peroxidase-like
Exons: 7
Coding region: 195-935 (246 amino acids)
Biological process (GO): response to oxidative stress
Molecular function (GO): peroxidase activity; heme binding
Source: RefSeq, a predicted model, not a curated record